AUGGCGCCAGCUAUCGAGCUCGGUCUUAAUCACUUCCGGCCUCCACCAAAGCCUGGCUGCGUCGGAUGGGGAAAGGAAGAGGUCGCUCAAGAUGAGCGCCAAACUUCGAUGCUGGACCUACCGUCACCAAAGCAGCGCCGUGAACGCGAGCCGGAGCCUGAUUUGGGCCCACUACACAAUGCGGAGCAUUUGCAGGAAGCAGAGAAGGCGAAUCUUGACGCGCUGAAGGCGCGCGAUCCUGCCUUGAAGGAGCUUCUGGAGGAAGAUGCUGAUGCAUUGGAAAGUCCGGAGGUCAAGUCUGCCUUUGAGCUUUACAGGCUAAGCCUUAUAGCUCUGGAUGCUGGCGGCGCAUUGGCCCGAAAGGCCUUUCGAGCAGUAGUGCAAGAUGAUGCAGAGGAGCUGCGGCGCCUCUUCGAGACAACAACUCUACGAUGGGAUGCUGAGAACUCUGGUGGGCAAUCCCUGAUGGAGGUGGCCUUGGAGCGCCAGAAGCUUGUGCCAAAUUGUGCUAAUUUGUUGCUACAAGCUUUUGCGCAGUUCACCAAAAGUUUUCGGCAGCAGAACGCAUGGGAAAUCUGGGUAGUAUGCAAACUCUUUGUUUUCUUUCAAUCGGUCAAGGAGAGAGCUGUUGGCGUAUGUGUUCGUGCUUUGGAAGGUAACUAUGGUAUGAGACAAAGUGCUGUCGCAAUCACGUGGAGUGUACAUCCUUGGAAAUAUCUCUGAUAAUCGACUGGCUGUGUCGAACAAGGCUUGCGGCC
Molecule: messenger RNA, 758 nt
Organism: Cladocopium goreaui
Lineage: Eukaryota; Dinophyceae; Suessiales; Symbiodiniaceae
Source: the annotation of a GenBank genome assembly